Messenger RNA from Rhizopus microsporus ATCC 52813, 1290 nucleotides. RefSeq names its product peptidyl-tRNA hydrolase. The transcript is spliced from 3 exons. The record is from RefSeq and is a predicted model, not a curated record. NCBI's taxonomy places the organism in Eukaryota, Fungi, Mucoromycota, Mucoromycetes, Mucorales, Rhizopodaceae. The coding region runs from base 325 to 996 and encodes 223 amino acids. Gene Ontology annotation, molecular function: peptidyl-tRNA hydrolase activity.
AUUCUCUCAGUUUGGUAAGUAAUUGCGUGGAUAUCGAUGUAGACUUUCUCUAUCCGAAUGGACAGACCACACCCUACUCUCACUCAUCGUAAAGACUGACCUUCGGCAUGGGUUCAGUCCUUGUUUGUGGCGAGCUAAUCCAUUUUUCCUUGGCCAGAAGGGAAUUUCGACGCAAAUUUGCCUAUACUCUGACUCAACUGUAUCACGCUGAAAUUAAGCAAUCAACCCUCUCCUCAGGACCUUUGAACAAAUAGGGGCCUUUGCUUUAAGGCUCCGACAUGAGACACCUAAAAGAAACCAAACCCAAGGAUCUUGUAUUUUAGCAUGAGUCAGACCAAAAUACUUCUUGUUGGAUUAGGUAACAAGACACUUCCAAACACACGCCACAAUGUUGGAAUGAUGGUACUUGAUCAUAUUGCCCAACACUUCAAUCUGGCCUGGAAGCAGAAUACCAGCUGGAAAUCAGAUACGACACAGACCAUUCUCAAAAUUCUUUCGCCCAAAGACGAAUUACAAGAAUACCAUGUCACGUUUCUGAAACCGAGAAAGUUUAUGAACAUUAGCGGAUCCUGUGUGGCUCAAGCAGUCAAGGAUCUAUCGAUUCCUCUAUCUAACUUGUACAUUUUUCAUGACGACAUGCAACGCGAUUUAAGCAAGAUCAGUCUGAAAACAGGCGGUUCAGCCAACGGACAUAACGGUGUCAAAUCUGUCAUCGAUCACUUGAGACAGCAUGAAUUCAAUAGAGUGCGUAUCGGUAUAGGACGCCCACCAGCAGAUGAUAGAUCACACGAUGUCGUUGCUGAUUAUGUCCUGAACAAAUUUACAGAACAGGAGCUGGAUCAGCUCCAGACAACGGUUUUUCCAAUGUGGACAAGGGAUCAUGGGUUAGAACAAUUGAUGGAUACAACACGAUUUAUGGCAUUUUUAAAAGAGAGACAAAAGAAGAGCAAAAAGGCAAAAAAGAAAAAAGAUGAAUGGGGUGAAUGGAGUGAAUAGAGAGAGAGUUAUAGUUUAUUAGAAUUACAUGAAUAAAUUAAGAGUACAUGACAGUUACAGUCUUCUAGAAACCGAGGCGAGUUAUUUGUUUUUAGUGUACAAGAAUGUACCAUUUAGCUUUUGAACAAGGCUGCAUUCAUUAUCUUUGACCAGGAUAAAGGUAGUAGGAUCGUUUAAAAUUAUGACCCGGGAGAAAGUGACAUGUCGAUGGUUCUUUUUGUACGAAUGAACAGAGGAAGAAUGUGAAAGUGGAGGCAUGAGUGAAAAAAGUGAAAAAAGAAAAAAAAAGAAAAG